AUGGUGGACGACGUGCUACGUCGUGAACAUAAGCACGAGACACGACGACGUGCUGCGAUCUCGUCCGUCCCGGUGCUAGCGCAGAUACUGGAGAGUAUGACGCUUGUUACAGUCAACGACGACUGUGACUGUGGUCCUGGCAUGAGUAAAAAACUUGAUGUCUUGCUAUAUGUUGGAGGUGGUGAUGACAAGUUUAAUACAGCAAUGAUUUUAUUCCCUGAUGAACAUGCUCAACCACUAGGAACGGAGACGGAUGAUGACAGGGUAGAAAGUAGCACUGGAAUGAAGCAAGUGCUGCUACUUGUCAUCGAUGGUACGUGGAAGGAGGCAAAGAAGAUUGUACGACGUAACAAAGUCCAUUGGAGACAGGCUACGAUAGACUGGGUAGCACGAGGGGCUAGUCUCCAGUACAUUUGCCUUGACAACAAGGAGAGUAAUGAUGCAGCUAUUGCUCUACCAAAACGGAGUAUUUACGGUGACCUGAUAAGAGAACCAAUGGAAGGUUGCAUGUCAACAUUGGAAGCGGUGGCGUCGAUCUUGGUCGUGUUGGAGCCUAAAGAGACUCGUUGGAUUGUAUAUGACUCACUGUUGCGUGGCUUUAAAGGAAUGGUGUCAAUUCAAAAGCAGUUCCAGCAGCGGGGACAUGAGACCAAGCUGGAGCAGUAUGGAGGUAUAUUCAAAGCUGAAGCUAUCGAGACCAAGCGACUCGGGCUACAGCAUCAGCAGCUACCAAAGAAAUGCGAUAGCACAGUAGCUGACACGAACAUUUCGACACGAGUCCGACGCGAGUACGUCUUCUACACUAGCCACACGGAUUUCCGACACCGCCAGCAGCUCACCCAGCAGGGUGAAAUAGUCGUGUGCACAUACGAUGAGGCGAGAGAGCGUUGCAUUGAUUUGAAAUCGGACCGGAAACGUGGUCAACGGGUAGCGAUGCUCCCACUCGAUGUCUUUGAAAAGCAUCUUCGACAAUGCUACGACGACUAA
Messenger RNA from Peronospora belbahrii, 987 nucleotides. NCBI's taxonomy places the organism in Eukaryota, Oomycota, Peronosporomycetes, Peronosporales, Peronosporaceae. The record is from the annotation of a GenBank genome assembly.